This is a messenger RNA of Paramecium primaurelia, 754 nucleotides long. The record is from the annotation of a GenBank genome assembly. NCBI's taxonomy places the organism in Eukaryota, Ciliophora, Oligohymenophorea, Peniculida, Parameciidae.
AUGAUCCCUCGCAAGUCAUCCAUGUCAAAGAAAACUAUUGGUUAACCUAAAUUCAUUUUAAAAGACGACAAUACUUUGGAUUCAUCAUAUUUGGAGAUGUAUCAAUAAAAUAAAAAUCAUAAUUCUGGUUAAAGAUUACAAUAAAUACUACAAAAAUAAAUAAAUCAAUCAUAAAAGAAUAAAUCUGUUGAAGAAGAUAGAUUAACAAGAUAAUAAUUUAUUAAUAGAAGUUAAUAAGUAGUACGUUAAGAUUUAGGAUCAUAUACUCCUUAAAAUAUUUCUUAUGAAGAUGUAGAUUUAAGAGAAGAGAAUAAAUAGUUAAAAUGUAUUCUAAUAUUAAAUUAUUAUAGAAUAAAUAAGAAAAUUACAAUUAGAAUUGCAAUAGAGUAAACAUUAAAAUUAAUUAUUGAUUCAAGAUUUCGAAUAAUUAAGAGAUCAAUUAGAAAAAUAAUCAGAAGAAUUUAAUUAAGCUUUCGAAUUGAUAAAUGAUGAAAAAUUAUUAAUUCAAUAAGAAAUUGAUUAAAAAGAUUAAAUAAUUGCUUAAUUAAGAUAAUAAUUAGCUCCUCCAAGUAAAACAUAAAUGCAGAUAGAUGAAAUCAAAAACAGAAUCUUAGCUCGUAAAUCUGUUCAUCGAAGUUCUAGAGAAAAUAUCACACAAUUAAUGAAUGAUAUGGACUAAUCUGCUAGAUAAGAUCUUAAAGAGAAUUUGAUGGAUUAUAAUAAUAGAAUAAUACUAUAGAAAUCAAUUAAAUGA